UAAGCAAACAAUCAUAAAACAAUGGCACAAGACGAAGCGCCCUCUGAAUACCCUCCCACCCCUCGCGUCAACAACAGCAUGCUGGCUGCCAACGUCGAUCGGUUCGUCCGCCUUGUCGGCACUGUGAUGAAGAUCAACCAAUCCACUGUGACGAUCAGGACCAGCGACAAGGGCGAGACCAUUGUGCACACCAACUCGAACGCCGUCUACGCCGAGGGCGACGUGAUUGAGUACAUUGGCAGCGUCCAGCCAGACCUGUCGCUCGUCGCAGAGACGUUUGCGCCCUUCCCCAAGUCCUUCAACAUGGACAAUUACAACACAAUGAUCGAAUUGGCACGAAAGCAGUACCAUCUGUUUUCGGCAGUGCCAUACUAGGAAGGCAUUUGUAUUUUUGGGCGAUUGAUGCGUGAAUUUUGUUAGCUUUGCUGUUGUUGUUGUUGUUUAGGGGGGGAAAAGUGCAGCUCGUGUUGUCUGUUUCUGUAUUGGAAUCAAAAGCAUGAACUUUUGCUGUAUUGGAAAAG
Capsaspora owczarzaki ATCC 30864 is the source of this 521-nucleotide messenger RNA. RefSeq lists its product as hypothetical. Gene Ontology annotation, biological process: double-strand break repair via homologous recombination; nucleotide-excision repair; DNA replication. Gene Ontology annotation, cellular component: DNA replication factor A complex; nucleus; site of double-strand break. The transcript has 3 exons. The record is from RefSeq and is a predicted model, not a curated record. The coding region runs from base 22 to 375 and encodes 117 amino acids. NCBI's taxonomy places the organism in Eukaryota, Filasterea, Ministeriida, Capsasporidae. Gene Ontology annotation, molecular function: single-stranded DNA binding; damaged DNA binding.